UGUUUUUUUUUUUUUUUUUUUUUUUUUGCUGCUACUCACAUGCAUGGAAUGUGUCUGACACGUGUUGAUACCACACCUGGCGCCGUGUGUCUGUGUGUAAAGUGAAAUAAUACUUUCAUUUGCCUCAUAAUGGCUGCCUUCUUUUAUGUAGCCGACCUAUGCUAGCCUGAUGAUGCAUUCAAAGACCGUCAGGUGCGGGGGAACUCGUGUGUAUUUGUAAAGAAACUCCACAAGAACUUUCAAGAAAGGCCCUGUGGUGGCGACGAAGGAACAAAAAAAAAGUACAAGUUGGAAAGAUCAGAGUCUCCUCCUGUGGACUGGCAGCAACCGGGGCAGAGGCAGCAGCUGUGGGAAGUGUCCACUCCCGAGCACCGCCCUUCCACACCGGCUGACAUCCAGCAGUCAUCCAGCAGCAAGGACCUGGGAGGGAAGUGUCUUUCGGUCCUGAACAUCUUGAAGCAGAACUACUCCCCUUCUGGCUGAGAGCUUGACUUAAUGUCCAAAUAAACGGGGCAUGAUGGUGCGGGCCAAGCACAGGGUGUAGCCACAUCUGGCAGAGCGCUUGCGAGAAGCACGAGCCUCGGCACACCCAAGCAUCCACCACAGUCUUGGAGAGAUGGGAGAGACGGAGGAGGAGAGGGAAAACAACUCUGGGAAGCUCUUUGAGGACUUCAUCCAGGCUUCCACCUGUAAGGGAACCUUGCAGGCCUUCAAUGUCCUAUGUGGACAGCUGGACCUGGACCCUGCCGACAGCAACCUCUACUACAGUCUGAAGGCUAAUGUCACCUCCUGGAAGGCCAAAGCACUAUGGAGCAAACUGGACAAGAGGAUGUCCCACAAGGAGUACCAGAAAGGUCAAGCCUGUGCAGGAACCAAGUGCCUCAUCAUUGGAGGAGGUCCGUGCGGCCUGCGUACAGCCAUCGAGCUAGCCUUGAUGGGCUCCAAGGUGAUGGUGAUCGAGAAGAGGGACUCCUUUUCCAGGAAUAAUGUGCUGCACCUUUGGCCCUUCACCAUUCAUGACCUGAGGGGCCUCGGGGCCAAAAAGUUUUACGGCAAAUUCUGUGCCGGCGCCAUAGAUCACAUCAGUAUCAGGCAGCUGCAGCUCAUGCUGUUGAAGGUGGCCCUUAUCGUUGGAGUGGAAUUUCACAUCAAUGUGGAGUUUGUCAAGCUGCUGGAGCCUCCCGAGAACCAGGAAAAUGAAAGGAUCGGGUGGAGAGCUGCAAUCCGACCUGCUGAUCACCCCGUGGCUGACUUUGAGUUUGACGUUGUGGUUGGGGCGGACGGGCGCAGGAACACGCUGGAAGGUUUCAAAAGAAAAGAAUUUCGCGGUAAACUGGCGAUUGCCAUCACCGCCAACUUUGUCAACAGGAACACGACGGCAGAGGCCAAGGUGGAGGAGAUCAGUGGUGUGGCCUUCAUUUUCAACCAGAAGUUCUUUCUUGACCUCAAAGAUGAAACAGGCAUUGACCUGGAGAACAUUGUGUACUACAAGGACAACACACACUACUUUGUCAUGACGGCAAAGAAACAGAGCCUGCUGGAUAAAGGAGUUGUUCUCAAUGAUUACAUGGAGACGAACAGGCUGCUGAGCCGUGAUAACGUCGACCAGGAAGCACUUCUGUGCUAUGCCAGAGAGGCUGCUGACUUUGGCACCAACUACCAGCUACCCACACUGGAGUUCGCCAUAAACCACUGCGGGCAGCCAGACGUGGCAAUGUUUGACUUCACCAGCAUGCACGCCUCUGAGAACGCCGCUCUCGUCAGGGAGCGAUUUGGACACCAGUUGCUGGUUGCUCUGGUGGGCGACAGCCUGUUGGAACCCUUCUGGCCCAUGGGGACGGGCUGCGCCAGAGGCUUCCUGGCUGCCUCUGACACAGCCUGGAUGGUAAAGAGCUGGGCUCAGGGUCGAACAGUUCUUGAGGUGCUGGCAGAGAGGGAAAGCAUUUACAGAUUGCUGCCACAGACGACACCUGAAAACAUCACCAAAAACUUGGAACAGUACACCAUCGACCCAGCAACGCGAUACCCAAAUCUCAUGUCCUCGUGUGUCAGGCCUCUUCAGGUGCGUCACUUGUACUUGAGUGGAGAAUUGAAUAGCUGCUCUUUGGAGCGUGCCGCCUCCAUCCGUCGACCUAUCUGCAGACGAGAUUCUGAGAUCAGACCGGCAAGGCUUCUCACAUGGUGCCAAAAACAGACAGAGGGCUACCGAGAUGUAGCGAUCACUGACCUCACAUCCUCUUGGAGAAGUGGCUACGGCCUGUGUGCCCUGAUUCACAGGUUCAAACCCCAACUGAUAGACUUUGAGUCACUCAAUGAGGAAAACCAGGCCACCAACCUCCAGCUGGCUUUUGAUAUCGUAGAGCGGGAAUUUGGGAUCCGACCUUUCGCAUCUGUGAAAGAGCUGAGUGGUUCCCUGGAGCUGGAAAAGACCAAAAUGAUCAGCUACCUUUCCAAGAUAUACGAACUCUUCAGAGGCACACCUUUACCAGAUGAAGGCUCCAGAAGAGUGGAUCAAAACAGUGAAGAUUAUCCAUCUCAGGAAGUCCAAAGUAUUAAUAAUAUUCUUAAUCUUGCUCUGCCAAGGAAACGUGUUCCGAAGGAUGAGAAGAAGUCAGAUGGUACAGACCCAAUUUACAAAAGGAGGAGAACAUUUUGCACUUACUUGGACAAGGCCACCAAUGUGUCUACUAAAGGCUCCUCAGUAUUAAACGGAAAGGAACCCAAAGAGAACAGAGUGCGCUCCAUGGCCACACAGUUGCAGGCCAAGUUUGACAGUAAUUCAAGUUACAUCCAACGCAAACAGUCAGACUGUGAGAGAUCAUCUCCUGUUCAUAGUUUCGGACCUGCUGAGUGCGUGCACUUAAAAGUAUCGCCUCCUGUUCCGCCCAAACCGCCUCCUGAAUUGCAGUUUCAAGUCCGUAUCAGACAUGCAGCACAAAAGUUGGUAUUUGUGCCAGGCGAGGCACGAGACAAAGACCAGCAGCUGCCGCCUCAGCCCGAGUGCUUCUUCUCUGUUGUGAAGCUCAGACAUGUGGCUCAGACAUAUGAACGGGCCAAGACCCCGCCAGAACCAGAGAGUACAUCAUGCACCACACCCUCUGUCCACUCAACAGUUACGUUCAUGUCGAGAGUUCUGCAGCGCCUCAAGGAGGUGGAUGAACUCAUCUGUGAGAAAAAAGCUCAGUCACAACAAACUAGAGAGUUUCAGUCAAAGAGCAUAAAGGAAAAAGCAAAUCACCUCAGCGGGUUGAUCUCAGCGGACAGAUCUGUUGUUAUCAAGGGCAACUCAGUCCAAAAGACGUUUCCCCAGUCGAGUGAAAAGUGUCACUCCUGUGAGCGGCGAGUUUAUUUGGUGGAGAGGAUUUGUGCGGAGGGAUUGUACUUCCACAGGGAGUGCUUCCGCUGUGCCAAGUGCAGCUCUACCCUGCGCCAGGGAUCACACGCCUUUGACUCUCAACAUGGAAAAUUGUACUGCAAGCUUCACUUUGGGCAACGUCACAAUGGUUUGCAUAGGAAUCUGUCUGCCUGCUCAGAUCCUUUUGAAAGCCAAGUUCAAAGGCGAUGUGCAGCUAAUGAAGAGGACGUCGCCUCGUCCCGAGCGUCGGAGCUGCAGAGCCGACCUGCAGCAGGUACCUUCAGCUCUUUCGUAAGGAAGCAGCUGAGCUGGCCGCUGAGUGUGGCGCACGCGGUGUGUAGCGCCCCGCGCCGUGUCUCCCGCCGUGUACGCAGUGCAGCGCGGGCGGUGGCUGGACACCUGAGGGACAAUGUCCAGGACUAUGUGUUCAUGUAUGAGCUACUGAGCAUGAGCUUGCCCCUGCUGCUGGUUUUAUUCGACGUUCUGCUGCAGAUCCAAAUGGAGGCCGUGCCGAGCAGGCAGGGCUCUUUAAUGUUGUGGCUGCAGGAGCAAGCCGGCCUCAUCUAGAUGCUCAAAUCUCACGGGAAAAAAACGUCAAGAUGCUCAUUAUUUCAAACGCAGAUCAGCACACCUCUAUGGAGAAUGUGUUGAUUUCAAGGUAGCAUCAAAUAUGUGCAGAAAGAUUCAGACCGGUAACACAAUCACACUCAUAAACAGGCUUUAAGACAUUUCCUAAUCCUACAAAUGUAUCAAAAGUCAUAAAUAGAACGUUAAAAACAGACUUCCAAAUGCACACUCUGGAUCAAGUCUGAUUGUUUUUAAGCCUGCACACACAUUGCAUUUUUUCUGCAGACAAAGGGCAGAUUUUUAUACAUACUGCUGGUUUUGGUUUAUAUGGCAAUGUGCACGUUCUUACUUAUAAUUCUCCUUUUAUUAUUCGGCAGUUGAAUAGCUUCUUGUUGAUAAAUCCAGGCCAAAAGCAAGUUGAGAUGCCAGGCUGCUAAAAUGUCAAUUGCUGGAUGUUUCUAUGACUGAUCUUACAGCACAGCUGAGGUCAUAAUGACUUACUGCCUUCAUGCACUUUAUCAUUAGGAAACUGCCUUCAAGGUUUAGCAGCAGCACCAAAGAGUGGAUAAAGGUCUGCUGUGAUCUCGCCCAUUUUAUUAUUUUUUAAUUAUUAUUAAUACUGUGGACUCCUCAGUGUUUGGUUUGUACUUUGCUGCCAUCUACUGUUUACUCAGCAAUGCGAGGGUGUGAAACUGAACCCUCUUCUUUCAAAGAGAACACUUUACAUGAGAGUUAAAUAAUUUCCAAAGACUAUCUUUUUACUGUAGACAAUAGAGAUGGGCCUUGUUGCCACUCUUGCUCUAACCUUUUUAUCCACGCUUUCAUGUUGCUUCCUUUCACAUCUAUAGAUGCUGACUGAGAUUUUUUUUCCACAACUUUGAAGUGUUUACAACAUUACUGUUACUUUACAUGCCACAUGACUGAAAUAACUAACUGAGCAGAAUAUCCCUUAGUCUGAGUAAUGUUUGCAUCCAUGAUUAUUACAGUGUAACUUCAUCUUUCUAAAAGUAUGUGAUUUUUUUUAAACACAUUCUGCUUCCGUGUGGUUUUUGUUGUGUGUCUAUAAUGUGUUGUCAAUACUUGUCUUUCCC
Messenger RNA from Nerophis lumbriciformis (worm pipefish), 5013 nucleotides. RefSeq names its product microtubule associated monooxygenase, calponin and LIM domain containing 2a (gene mical2a). Lineage: Eukaryota; Metazoa; Chordata; Actinopteri; Syngnathiformes; Syngnathidae. Gene Ontology annotation, molecular function: FAD binding; protein binding. The record is from RefSeq and is a predicted model, not a curated record.